AUAAAUGCUCUGGAAAAAGGACGAGUGAUUAGUCUGAAUAGCUCAAAAGCAGAACCCCAGCAAGAUGGCAAGACCAUUUCUCUCCAUGCUUUGGAUUUCGUAGACAGAGUUUAAGCAGAUGCAUAUUUUUGAGCUCUCAGAGGAAUUAUCCAAUCUUUUUUGCAAGCAACUUUAAAUAGGGAAGGGAUCUAGAGACCAUCUGAGAUCACGAUUUGCCCUCUGGAGCUCCAGACUUCACCGGGCUUUCACACAGGGACAAGGGUCAAACCAAUACUGGACUGGAGACAGAAUGACGAGAAUGAAGAAGGUAUCUCUGUUUUAUCCGAGCGGCUGAGACUCGUGGGUCUCACGGGUCGCCUGGUUCUUUCUUUAGUGGAUCCUGGGCUCUCUGUGCACCACUGAAGAUCAGCAGGGUUACUUCCUGGGGGUGACUGUGCUGACUGAACCGCAGCCAUGCUGUGUGGUCUGAGGAGGGACUCCAAGAACAGCACUGAUGAAGGACCAUAUUCGAAGGGGAGCAAGGAGUCCGGGGGACCUGACCAAUCACAUUUGUCCAGGAGGCGCAGCCUUUCAGAGGAGUACCGAGGAGUGACCACGGUGGACCUGAUGAAAAGGGAAGGCAGCAGCCUCGGCCUCACCAUCUCCGGAGGGUCUGAUAAGGACGGCAAGCCCAGAGUGUCAAACCUACGGCCAGGUGGGCUAGCUGCCAGGAGCGACCAGCUGAAUGUAGGAGACUACAUCAAGUCAGUGAACGGCAUCAACCUGUCAAAGCUCCGCCACGAUGAGAUCAUCAGCCUGCUGAAGAACAUCGGGGAGCGAGUCGUGCUGGAGGUGGAGUACGAGCUGCCCCCGUUCGUCCAUUCCCCUGCAGGAGUCUUAACCAAAUCCAUAGAGGUGUGUUUACACAAGGAGGGAAACAGCUUUGGGUUUGUCAUGAGAGGAGGCUUCCAUGAAGACUGGCGCAGGUCUCGUCCACUGGUGUGCACCUACGUCAGACCAGGGGGUCCUGCUGACAGAGAGGCCACCUUGAAGGCCGGGGACCGAGUAUUGAGCAUAGACGGGAUGCCUUUAAACAGAGAGAAGCACGCUGACGCUUUGACCAUGCUGAUGCAGAGCGGCCAGGAAGCUCUGUUCCUGAUUGAGUAUGACGUCUCUGUCAUGGAGGCGGUGCAGCAAGCCUCGGGCCCUCUGCUGGUGGAGAUAGUGAAGGGUCCCUCUGCCAGCCUGGGGAUCAGCCUCACCACAACGAUAUACAGGAGCAAACAAGUCAUUAUCAUCGACAAGAUCAAGGCAGCGAGCGUGGUGGAGAGGUGCGGGGCGCUGCAUGCCGGGGACAUCCUCCUGUCCAUCGAUGGGACCAGCACGGAGCACUGCCACCUGAUGGAGGCCACACAGCUUCUCGCCAGCACCUCAGAUGUCGUCAAACUAGAGAUUCUCCCGGCGAGUCAGAGCAGACUUCCUGUCAGGCCACAAGACACAGUCAAAGUCCAGAAGAGCAACCAUCACCACUGGGACCAAAGCAGCAACUACUGCCAUCCCCCACACGCCACCCACAGCAAGACAUGGAGCAGCCCCAGCCACCCACACAACCAGCAAGACCACUGCAAAUCUCUGGUGAGUGGGGGCUUCUCCCCGUCCUCCACUGCCACCUCAGGCUUCAGCAGCCAGGGCAGCAACACACUGCCCUGCUCCGUCCCUCAGAUGGCGCCCAACAGCCCCCGCAGCACCACCAGCAAGAGGAGGAACAGGAAGAAGGACCACAAGAGCUCACUGUCUCUGGCGUCCAGCUCUGUCGGCCCGGGGGGGCAGAUUUUCCACGUGGAAACCGGCGAGGUCUUCCUGAGGGGGGAUCCGCUCACAGGUUUCGGGCUCCAGCUGCAGGGGGGUGUCUUUGCCACAGAGACCCUGUCCGCUCCCCCAGUCAUCCGCUUUAUUGAGCCCGACAGCCCGGCCGAGAGGUGUGGGCUGCUGCAGGUUGGAGACAGACUCUUGUCCAUCAACGGGAUCCCAACUGAAGACGGCACUUUGGAGGAAGCUCAUCAGCUGCUCAGAGACUCAGCUCUGGCCAAUAAGGUCACAGUGGACGUUGAGUUUGACGUGGCAGAGUCGGUGGUUCCCAGCAGUGGCACUUUCCAUGUGAAACUACCCAAGAGGAGAGGAGUGGAGCUGGGCAUCACCAUCAGUGCGAGUAAGAAACCUGGCAAACCCCUCAUCAUCUCCGACAUCAGAAAAGGAAGUAUAGCACACAGAACAGGCACCCUGGAGCCCGGGGACAGGCUGCUGGCCAUCGACAGCGUGCGGCUGGAGAACUGCACCAUGGAGGACGCCAUGCACGUCCUUCAGCAGGCCGAGGACAUGGUCAAGCUGCGGAUCCAGAAGGACGAGGACAACAUUGAUGAGUUGGAGAUGUCCGGCUCUAUAAUCUACACAGUCGAGCUGAAGAGGUACAAUGGACCACUGGGCAUCACGAUUUCUGGCACAGAGGAACCCUUCGACCCCAUCGUCAUUUCUGGCCUCACUAAGAAAGGCCUGGCAGAGAGGACCGGGGCCAUCCACAUAGGGGACCGAGUCCUGGCCAUCAAUGGGGUCAGUCUGAAGGGAAAGCCACUGAGCGAGGCCAUCCACCACCUGCAGAUGGCCGGGGAGUCCGUCACCCUCAAGAUCAAGAAACAAGCAGACAAGUCUGAUGGUCGACAGCCUCUGGACAGAGAAGCUGGGUUUCUCAGUGAUCCAGAGGACGAACUGAUGGACUCCCAUAAGAUGAGUAAACACUCCGAGGUCUAUUCUGCCACUGUUCCCAGUAUAGACUCUGCCAUGAGCUCCUGGGACAGCUCUGGGUGCGAUGCGGGGUACAGCAGCCAAGGUACAUAUCUUCACAAAGCCUCCGAUAUAUUGCUCAAUCCCAAUGACUGGAGGCGCACUCCGCUCAGGAGCCACACAAGUUCAAGCUCUGCGGGGUUAGUCCACCACUCGGCACUGUAUGACGGGAGGUUCAGUGAGGAUGAGUGGGACAAGAUACCAGGAUUCGUCAGCCCUCCUCGUUUCCAUGGCACCCUAAACCAUGAGGACAGCUUCUGGUCCCAGGCUCUGCAGGACCUCGAGACCUGCGGCCAAUCGGAGAUUCUCAGGGAGCUGGAGGCAUCCAUGACAGGUAGUGCACUUAGCCUAUACCUAGAGGAGACCAAGACCAAUGAAGACUUGAUGUUUCAGUCUGAGUUUAGCCCCAUUAAAAGGGAGGGAAUCAACCACACUGAGUCAAAGACUAAAAGUAUCCUGAACACAUCGACUGGAGCCAGAGAUGCCGCAGCCAGGGGCAGAGGGGACCUCUGUGACGGUUUGUCCAGUACCACUCUGGCACUACACAAGGUAGUGACCGUAAGGAAAGACCUGGAGAGCCAUGACUUCGGUUUCAGUGUGUCUGACGGGCUCCUGGAGAAAGGGGUGUUCGUCAACAUGAUCCGUCCUGAAGGCCCAGCUGAUCAGGCGGGUGUAAAGCCUUUCGACCGCAUUCUUCAGGUGAACCGUGUGAGAACCAGGGACUUGGACUGUUGUCUUACCGUGCCCCUAAUUAUGGAGGCUGGAGACAGCCUGGACUUGGUCAUUAGCAGGAAUCCCCUGGCAGCCGCCGACACCGGGCUGCCUGACGACUGUGACGAACCCUCAAACUCACUGUUCUGCUUUCACGAACACAUGACCAGCAGCAUCGCCCUGUGAUCGCAGAGAAAAGACACCAGUCCUGGGACACGCACACCAAACACAUCACGCACAGUUUAGUUUGUCACAUUGUACCUCUCAGAGAGACCUUCACACUCAUGUUCCGCUCGCAGAGCAUCCUCUCACAUGCACAAACACAAACCGCCACUCUCCAGCCCCUGAAAGCAUUUGUCGCUCACACAGCUACAAGUGCAUGUUGUUCACUGUUCUCGGUUUUAUGCACCGUUCCUUGGAGGCUCUGAAUCUCCCCACCUCCCUUCCUCCCCCACAACACCAGAGGCAAAGCCGCAUGUAGAGUUACAUAACAGGGGUCUCAUGGCUUCUGACGGAGCCAGGAUGACUUCACAGACACACACACACAAACACACACACACCUCCGGUCUGGAGAGAGAGUCAAAGGCCGCACGCACAUAACCCCAGCAUAAAUUUACCUUCCUUUCCUGUAAUGGGAUUCAUGUUGUGAUUCAAAGAACAAGAAUCCAGUUGUGCAAAGCAGAUUUUUUUUUCUUUCUUUAUGUUGAACACAAAAGACUCCCAUGCAAUGCUCUAUAUGCACAGAACACACACAAGCCAACCCACACAUAGAUGGGCGGUGGGGGUGGACUGAGUUAUUUCCGCCAUGUCUUGGCUCACUGCCCCUGUUUCCAGUCUCUCCUCCACACUGCCCCCCCCCCCACACACACACACACACACACACACAAACACACACACACCCACACAGAAGGGACAGUAGCUCCAAAUAGACGGAAAGCUACCAGAUACUUUCCAAGUAUCAUGAACUAUAAUUUACACCCCUUAUAUCUUAAUACCACAAAUGCUUUUACACUCUCACCUUCCUGUUUUGAAGUGGAAUAUCCCUUAACAAAUAGGUAGUUUUUUUUUUUGGUUACUUUAUUUUUUAAUCCAUACACAAAGUUUACGAAGAUCGUUUUGCACGUAUGCAAGUUUCUUUUCAACACUGCAUUUGCAUACACAGCCCACGGUUUCAUCCAAAAGUUCACUUUCACUUUUUCACGUUUCACUGUGAGUCUGAGUUUCUGUUUGUGGCAGCUGAAUAUUUUUUUUCAGCAGUUCGAGGUCUAUCACAGAUUUUUCCUCAAAUUAAUCACAUCCUUUACCGGAACAGAGGAUGAAAUGCCUUUUACAUUUUCAGUGAUAAAUGAUUUCACCCUACAUCUGAUUGGGUUUAUCAUCAGUGGGAUUUGUUUGUGCCAUACCAGUAUCUAUAAGCAUGUUAAGCAUGCAUAAGUAGCUCUUCCUCCUGACAUAAAAAGACAAACACUGGAUUAAUCUCUGCACCAACUGGAUUUCUGUGCGAGUGCUUUCCCCUUUUUUCUUAUCAUGAAAUUGUGUUUUUUACAAAGCAUAGGUGUAAAAAAUCUAGUGUGUCGAUCAAGCUGCCUCUUUGGAAAUUAAUACUAAUUUUAGUAUCAUGUCUUGCCUGAUGUGAACUUGUGAGAUCAUUGGAGACUGGUUCAUCCUUUUCCAAAUCUUAUUUCUGAAUCAAGUCUUUUACUAAAUAUCAUGUACUGAGGUCGAUUUUUGAGAUUUAUAUUAAUUUUAUUGUAUUGUAUCUUUUUAUUUUUACUGUAUGAUGGUAUGCAGUGCUAUAUUUUUAUUGAUCGUACAUGCGCAUAUGUUGUAGUGUCUUCAUUUAAGCUGUGAUACUGAAUGUGGCUGCACAUUUCUUCGGGUUGAUUUCCACAUCCUCCCUGAAUAUGUCAGGAAUCUGUUAGAAAGAACUUGAAAGAUUAAUUGGAUAAUAUUUUAUUUUUGUUAUUUAAUUUAUUAUAAACUAAGAAAUGUAUUCCUUUUUAUGGAAAUAAAAUUAUGAAACCUUA
Messenger RNA from Platichthys flesus (European flounder), 5555 nucleotides. Its product is annotated as glutamate receptor-interacting protein 2-like. NCBI's taxonomy places the organism in Eukaryota, Metazoa, Chordata, Actinopteri, Pleuronectiformes, Pleuronectidae. The record is from RefSeq and is a predicted model, not a curated record. Bases 454 to 3714 code for a protein of 1086 amino acids. The transcript has 24 exons. Gene Ontology annotation, molecular function: protein binding. Gene Ontology annotation, biological process: neurotransmitter receptor transport, endosome to postsynaptic membrane.